UCCCAAAUAUGGAAGUUCCGGAUGCGCACAUAGCGGCUGCUCAGUUGAGUGACAGCAGGGAAAGCGGGACACGAGCACCAGAUCCGCUUAAACCGACCCAUAUCUCGUCUUUAAUACAGAAUAUAAACCAGAAUACAUCUCCAGAGGUAAUAUUCCGGAUUAUUGCCAUGGAGGCACUGGUUGAGCGACUGGAGAAGGCUGUGAUUCGUCUGGAGGUGGUGGCCGCCAAACUGCAGAACUGUCCUGGUGGCUUGGUCAAUGGUGACAUCAUCAACAUAAUCAAUGGAGGGGAAAUCCAGAGCAUGGAGGCAUUUGACCAGUUGUUAAAUGGACCAGUGUCUGAAUAUAUAAAGUCCAGCACAGCUAUUGGUGGAGAUGUGGCAACGCAUGCAGAGAUGGUAAACAAUGCCCUGCAGGUCCAACGUAUCUUCCUCAAAAUGGCCACCACACACCAGGAGCCGUCAAAGACGGAGCUGACCGACCUGCUCCGGCCUCUUUCCGAGCAGAUCCAGGAAGUCCAGAAUUUCCGGGAGAAGAAUCGUGGAAGCAGCUUGUUCAAUCACCUGUCUGCCGUGAGCGAGAGCAUCCCGGCUCUGGGCUGGGUGGCUGUGUGUCAGAAACCAGGGCCCUACGUGAAGGAGAUGAAUGACGCUGCAAUCUUCUACACCAACAGAGUACUGAAGAACUACAAAGACACUGACCCUCGUCAUGUCGAGUGGGUGCAUUCUUAUCUGAGCAUCUGGACUGAACUUCAGAACUUCAUCAAGGAGCAUCACACCACCGGGCUGGUCUGGAGCAAGACUGGUCCCAUUGCCCCUACCUCGCUGUUCAAUGCUUCUCCUGAUGGUCUUUGCCCUCCACCACCACCACCACCAGGUCCUCCUCCAGUGUUCAUGGAUAACAACUCUAAAGCAGACGACACAGCAGCCCAACACUCAGCUCUAUUUGCACAGCUUAACCAAGGAGAGGCCAUUACCAAAGGUUUAAAGCAUGUGUCUGAUGAUCAAAAGACGCAUAAGAACCCAACCCUGCGCCCUCAGGAAAAGACACACCACGGCUCUCCGGCCAAAAGUCCGAACUUCAGCUCAUCUGGCCACGCACCUGCCAAGAAACAUUCCCCUGUACUGGAGCUGGAAGGAAAGAAGUGGAGGGUGGAGUACCAGGAGCAAACUCAUGACCUGGUGAUAGAAGAGACUGAACUCAAACAGGUGGUUUAUGCAUUCAGCUGUAGCAAUUGCACACUCCAGAUCAAAGGGAAAAUCAACUCCAUCAUAGUGGAUAAUUGUAAGAAGCUUGGACUGGUGUUUGACAAUGUGGUGGGCAUUGUUGAAAUCAUCAACUCUAAAGAUGUUCAGCUUCAGGUACUGGGAAAAGUUCCUACCAUUUCCAUUAAUAAAACCGAGGGGUGUCAUGUGUACUUGAGCAAGGAUUCACUUGACUGUGAGAUUGUCAGUGCCAAGAGUUCAGAAAUGAACAUCUUAGUUCCUAAGGGAGAAGAUGAUUAUAGGGAGCUUCCUGUUCCAGAGCAGUUUAAAAGCGUUUGGGACGGGUCCAGUCUGGUCACAGAGCCUACAAAGAUCGCCGGGUGAUUCCUCACCUUUUCCAGCUCGCCGUCUCUUUCCUCCUACCCAGAAUUCUUCAUGCACUUUCACUGUAUCACACUGUUAGAUAAACUGUUAGAUAAGAGGUCAUACACCUUGUGGUUGUGAGAAUUGUAGAUGUAAGGUUAGACAAAAAAUUAAGAAUAAAAUAUUUAUUUUGUCCCCACACGUUCAUGAUCAUCCUUUGAUAUUUUACACCAUUAUGUAUUAAUCUGCAUUUAUCAGCCAACAACUCAAAGUGCUGUUUAUUUAAAAAGAGUAUCAAGUGACUAGUUUUUUUAGGGGCGGUUUCCCGGACCAGGAUUAGCUUAAUCAAGGACUAGGCCUUAGUUUAAUUAGGAAAUGUAACUAGUUUUAAACAACAUGCCUUACUAAAAACAUUACCUGUGUGCAUCUUGAAGUAAAACAAAGGGCCCUGAUGUAUUUUAAGAUCUGUAAGUGAAAGUUGUUUUCAGUUUGGAGAGCUCUUAAAAGUUUUUAAGUCUAGGACUAGUCUAAUCCCUGUCCGGGAAACCGCCCCUUAAUCUCAUUACAUAAAUAUUAGAUAAAUUACUUAUUUAUUAGUGCUGGGCAUAGAUUAAUCUAGAUUAAUCGCACAGAAAAUAAAAGUGCAUUUUUGCAUAAUAUAUGUUUGUGUACUGUGUGUAAUUAUUAUGUAUAUUUAAACACACACACACACACACAUAUGCAUUUCAGAACAUUUUUAUUUAUAUAUCCAUUUUUUGUUUGGUUUAUAUAUAAUAUGGAAUAUAUAAAUAUAUACAUUCACAGGUAAAUGUUUCUUAAAUGCAUACAUGAAUGUAUGUGUAUUUAUAUAAUAAUUACACACAGCACACACUCAUAUUAUGCAAAAAAAUACUUUUAUUUUGUAUGCGAUUAAUCUAGAUGUAUCUAUGGCCAGCACUAAUAUUUAUACAAUUUAUGUGUUGACUGCAUAAAUGCUCAGUUUAAUACAUCUUGGUACUGCAGUAAUAGAAUUGGAUAAGGUCCUAAGUGAAUGAAAAAAUACAUUUAAGACAAUGUAGUCAUAAAUAAAUUAAUUAGCUUUUUGAUGGGGUCCGUUUUCACAGAUUGCACUUGGUAGUAGACAAACUACAAUAGUGAUUUAGCAACACUGAAAAAAAAUGGUUGUGUUAACUAAGAUUUUAAGUUGAAUUCAAUUGAAUUUUAAGGCAACCAGGUAACCAAUUGUUUUACAGUAGCAAUAAUGGGGUAUUUUUACUUUAAAGGGACACAGGUCUUCUCUGUUUCAGAUUUGACAAUUUAUUUUGUUUACAUCCCACCUUACAUAUUGCCUUCUGCAGAAAGCAAAAUGUUUUUGUUUAGGUAAAUUAAAUGGAAAUGUUGUGUUCAAAUGGAACUGUAAGCAGAAAUGUCAAUGGGAAUUAUUUAAAUCAAAACACUCUUUACUCUUAGUGUGUGAAAAUGAUCUGCAAAUGAAUGAGUGCCUCUGAGGAUAUUUUUAUAAGAUUUUAUAUUACUUUAAUAUCGUUUUAAAACAGCACGCUCAAUUUUGUCCGGCAUUUCUGAAAUUUCCUCCAGAUUUACAUUGACAGGCGUAUGCUAUAACCUAAAUAAAUCGAAUAAUUGGGUAUAGCCUGCAAUCAAAUUUAAGUUGUACAAAACUGUUUCCUAGUUGUACUUAUAUUGCACUCUUGUCUAUAUAAAUGCACAUUAAAUGGCAGUUUCCCGGACAGGGCUUAAAUCUAGUCCAAGACUAAAAUGUUAGUUUAAAAAAAUCAGCUUGCACUGGCAUAUCUUAAAGUAUAUCAGUGACAUUGUUUUGUCUUAAGAUGGACCCCGGUAAAGUUUUAUUGUAAGGCAUGUUUAUAAAAAAAAACUACUUAAAUCUCCUAAGAUAUCUAGGUCUACUCUUGGAUUAAUUAAAACCUUGUCCGGGAAAUAAAUGUCCUGUCCUAAAUGUUUAUAAGUCUUGAACACCAUUUUGACCGUAUGCCAACAUGUGUUAAUGUGUAGCAAUCUUAAGUCCUUAAAAGGAAUUAUGUCACAUUUGUUUUGUUAGUGAGCCGAUUGCAUAUUUAGUACACAAGGUGGAAUUUACAGUAUGUGUGCUUAAAUUGUAUUUUACCAUUAGAAAGUAUUUUCACGAUAACAAAUUGGGUUGAAUUAAAUAAUUGUGAACUCAUUAUGAUGUAUUUGUACUGUAAUUGUCAUUUACAAUCUCCUGUACCUUAAUAAAUGUUGAAAUUCA
Molecule: messenger RNA, 3813 nt
Organism: Misgurnus anguillicaudatus (oriental weatherfish)
Lineage: Eukaryota; Metazoa; Chordata; Actinopteri; Cypriniformes; Cobitidae
Source: RefSeq, a predicted model, not a curated record